AUGACAGAAACUAUUCCUUCUCCACAUGGCAUUCCAAUUCUCGGCAAUGUCCUCGAUGUGGACCCUGAACAUCCACAGGAAAGCCUUGCACGAAUUGCUAAGAUUUACGGACCUAUUUUCAGGCUACGACUCCCAGAUGAACGUAUCUUCGUUGCGAACUAUGCGCUGGCGCGAGAUCUUUUUGAUGAGAAAAAAUUCCAGAAGGCAGUGCGUGGCCCACUGGAGCAAGUCCGAAACGCAACCAAAGAUGGUCUAUUCACAGCAUACCCGGGGGAGCACAAUUGGGAGAUAGCUCAUCGCACUCUGAUGCCAGCUUUCGGACCUCUGUCCAUCAGAGGAAUGUUUCCAGAAAUGCAGGAUAUUGUCUCUCAAAUGGUGCUGAAAUGGGCUCGCUUUGGCCCCGAUACUCCAAUUAAUGUUGCAGACGAUUUCACAAGGCUCACCCUGGACUCAAUCGCCUUAUGUGCCAUGGGCGACCGAUUCAACUCAUUUUACCAUGAGAAACAGCACCCGUUUGUUGCAGCAAUGGGUGGAAUGCUUACGGAGUCUUUCGCUCGAUCUCGGCGGCCAGGCUUCGCUAGCCUUUUAUAUCAGAAUCAGGAAAAGCAAUACCAGGCAGACAUUGAGCAACUAACACAAACAGCCAGGGAGCUUUUAGAGUCUCGCAGGAAGAACCCGACAGACAAAAAGGAUCUUCUAAAUGCGCUAGUCUUGAAUAAAGACCCAAAGACUGGGGAGAAACUUAGCGAUGAUGCCAUCAUUCGCAACAUGAUUACUUUUUUGAUCGCUGGCCAUGAGACGACGUCCGGGUUGCUCUCUUUCCUAUUCUAUGAGUUGCUUGAGAACCCGGAAGCAUACAGAAAAGCACAGGAAGAGGUAGAUAGAGUGAUUGGAAAGGAUAACAUUACCAUUGAUUAUAUGUCAAAGCUUCCUUAUCUAGAGGCAUGUCUGCGCGAGACCCUUCGUCUCCAUCCCACAGCCCCUGGGUUUAGUCUAGAAGCAAAGGGCGAUCAGGUUCUUGAUGGGAGAUAUACCAUUAAAGACGGGGAAACUAUCAAUAUCCUUCUAGGACAGCUUCACCGAGACCCUGAAGUUUACGGAUCUAACGCAGAAGAAUUCAGACCUUCCCGUAUGUUGGACGAAGAGUUCGCGAAGCUUCCCCCAAAUACCUGGAAGCCUUUUGGAAACGGCAUCCGUGCCUGUAUCGGCCGGCCCUUCGCCUGGCAGGAAGCUCUGCUCGCUGUUGCAACACUUCUUCAAGUAUUCCAGUUCACGAAGAAUAACGCGUCGUACCAACUCCAGAUCAAGACAACCCUGACAAUCAAACCACAAGACUUCUACAUGAACGCAAGGAUCAGAGAUCCAGAGUUCUUGAACAAGAUAGGAGUCAGUAGCUCGGAAGCAGCCUCAAAAUCUACACAGAAGGCAUCAAAGCAGCCAGGAACUCCUUCAAAGGGUGGGACACCACUCCUGAUUCUCUAUGGAUCUAACACGGGAACAUGCGAGGCUCUCGCAAACGAGUUAGCUACCGCUGCACCUGACAAUGGGUUUUCCCCCCAGGUUAAGUGCCUGGAUAGCGCAGCUGCUGCGCUUCCACGUAAGGAUCCGAUUGCAAUAAUCACGGCCAGCUACGAAGGACAGCCACCGGACAAUGCCGCACAUUUUGUGGAGUGGCUGAAGGCUACGGACCCAUCAGAGCUAAAAGACGUUCGGUUCGCCGUGUUUGGUGUCGGCAAUAAGGAGUGGCACACGACCUACCAAAAAAUCCCCAUCGUGGUAGAUGAGGCAUUCAGCAACGCAGGAGCAGAGCGCCUCACUGAACGACUGGCCGCUGAUAUCACUCAAGGGAACAUCUUCGAUACAUUCAACGACUGGCAAGAUGGCCAGUUCUGGCCGGCUGUGCGCAAGCUCGGCGGAAAGUCCGGUGGUCUUGAAAAAGCUACUCAAAAAGAGUUUAAAAUCGAAGUAAACGUCCAGACCCGGUCGUCUCUCCUUCGGCAGGAUGUCCAGCUUGGUGAAGUUAGUGAAGUCCGUUUGUUGACCAAGCCCGGGACCCCCAGGAAGCGCCACAUUGGUAUACGUCUACCAACUGGGCUCUCGUAUCAGGCAGGUGAUUACCUGGCUGUGUUGCCCCUUAACCCACCAGAGACCGUACGCCGUGUCAUAAACCGGUUUAGAUUGCCGUGGGAUGCCACUAUCACCAUCGAUCCUUCUACAGUGACAUCUCUCCCCACUGGGAGACCUUUAACCAUCUAUGAUAUACUGACUGGCAUGGUGGAACUUGGUCAAGCUGCAACUGGCCGCGCUACCGCUGCUCUCAUCAAGUCAAUCCCCGACACGCGCCUGGCAGAGGAGCUGGAGAAACGGGCAGCACAAGAGGAUUUCCAGAAGUCUAAUGUUACUCUCCUGGAUCUCCUUGAAGAUUACCCCUCAGCAACCUAUACUUUAGGGCAAUUUUUGGCAUCUGUGCCACCAAUGCGGUUGCGUCAGUACAGCAUCUCCUCCACACCACUAGCCUCCGAAUCGGAGUGUACCCUGACCUACAGCGUGAUUGAUGCUCCCGCCAAGGGUAGUCGCCAAGGCUAUCGGUUCCUUGGUGUCGCGAGUACGUAUCUGGAACGCCUUAGUGUUGGUGAUCGCCUUCAUAUCAGUUUGCGUCCGAGCCGUGCUGGAUUUCACCUCCCGGUGGAUGAUCGUACCCCAAUUAUUAUGGCAUGUGCAGGAACUGGCCUGGCACCUUUCCACGCCUUUGUUGAAGAACGCGCGAUUAAGAAAGCUGGUGGAAUUAAAGUAGGGCCGGCCCUACUGUUCUAUGGUUGUAACAGCCCCGAUGAGGACGAUAUGUACAGGGAUGAGUUCGACAAGUGGCAAGCACAGGGCGUUGUUGAUGUUCGUCGAGCCUACUCGCACAACCCACAGGCGUCUAAGAACUGCAAACAUAUCCAGGACCGUAUCUGGGCUGAUCGGGACGAGAGCGCAAACUUCUUCCGCCAGGGAGCUCAGAUUUACAUCUGUGGUGCUGGUGUGGUUGGAUUGGGCAUUGAAAAAGCGAUGGCGCGGAUCCGUGCGGAGGCGGUCGGUGAGGACGAGCAGACCGCUUUGAAAUGGGUUCAAGAUUUGAAGGGGGACCGAUACUGGGCCGAUGUCUUUGCGUAA
This is a messenger RNA of Aspergillus alliaceus, 3156 nucleotides long. Its product is annotated as bifunctional cytochrome P450/NADPH--P450 reductase. Gene Ontology annotation, molecular function: FMN binding; iron ion binding; flavin adenine dinucleotide binding. Bases 1 to 3156 code for a protein of 1051 amino acids. Gene Ontology annotation, cellular component: cytosol. Lineage: Eukaryota; Fungi; Ascomycota; Eurotiomycetes; Eurotiales; Aspergillaceae. The transcript is spliced from 7 exons. The record is from RefSeq and is a predicted model, not a curated record.